Molecule: messenger RNA, 3846 nt
Organism: Penicillium canariense
Lineage: Eukaryota; Fungi; Ascomycota; Eurotiomycetes; Eurotiales; Aspergillaceae
Product: putative AT DNA binding protein
Exons: 1
Coding region: 1-3846 (1281 amino acids)
Source: RefSeq, a predicted model, not a curated record
AUGUCAAUCGAUUCGCGCAGCCAGAGCUCCUCCCCCGACAUCUUGGGCCCUCCAGGUGAUGCCGACUACCUUGUAUCGUCCCCAAUAAAGCCCUUCGCUGGCCGACAAAGCUGGCUGUCGCCUGCAGUCAUCAAACGUCAACGAACUCCGGCGAAACGACCGCGCGUGAGCCUCAGUCCCGCGAAGAGCGCGCACUCGAUACGCUUCGACGAUGUCCUACUCCCCGGAUCGCCUACAAUGAAACUCGAUGGUCGCCAAAGAACGCUCUCGCCAGAGAAAGUUACACAGGAAGGCAAUGUGAGUCCGUGGCGCAUUCGAGUCACGCUCGAGGCGACGCAGGACGAGGAGAACCAGGGCAGCCCAAGUCCGUCGCGAAAACGGCUACGGCCCUCGACCGUGACAACCAUGAUUCCAUUGAAAGAUGAAAGGAGUCCGCUGAGAGACAAGACCCCGGCGAAGCGGCGCGGCCGUCCGCGGAAAUCAGAUAUCCAAGCGCAGAAUGGCUCGCCAUGGCCUGGGAGCCCAGGGAACACUCCAGGGCCAGUAGGAGCUACGCCUAAAAGGGGACCAGGACGUCCGCGCAAGGGUACACCGAAGCCAAAAGUACAAGAGAUCCCGGUGCUAGAAGACGAACCAACACCAACAGUGGAUCCUGCCCAACAACAUUUCAGUCCGAUGGAUAUAACUGCCGAUAGUAGCGCGAACCCCAACCGGCAAUGGAGCCCAAUGAACCUGGCUACGGAUGGAUACGAGAGUGACUCCCUCGGAGCGGACGAUCUACCUGUUGCAGACCUCCGUGCUCCAACGCCAGCACAUAUGGAGACUCGAGAGGACAACAUGAGCCAUAGAUAUGGCAGAGCAACCUACGAUACCCCCAUAAUCGGCGCCAGCGAACACCAUUUCCUCGAUAAUGACGAGAAUAUACACUCAACCCCUUCGAAGAUGCCAUCGCCCAUCCGAGAGCGGCCAGGUUCGUCCGCAAGAUCCGCGCAUCACGCCAGUAACAUCGUGUCGCCACGUACCUACCCUACCCCGACCCCAACCUCUUCGCUGGCCGAGGAGGAAAAUCAAACUGGGGAGCGGACAGCAGAGGUGCAUGAAGACCAACAACAACCGAUCGAAGACCAGGAACCUCUGACCGACCUCUUGGCUGAUCCGACGGACGAGCAUAAUGAAUUCGAUUCUAUUAUGGAAAGCGAAGGAUUUACCAUGGUCUCUUUGGACACAUUGCCAUCAGCUAAGCAUUAUGGUCUGGGAUCGAGUGCCAAGAUGGCCACGGAUGGCUCUGGCACAGAGCGAGAGAAUGGGCGUAUCGGUGAACGGCUGAAGCGUAAGUUGCCCGGAACAAUCGAUGACUUACGGAGCGAUCGCCAGAGCUCGGCAAGGCCAAGUCCUGUGACCCAAGGCCGCUCUCCCAGGUCGCGUACUGUCGCGCCCGUCAACCUGGAGCCGCAGUCUGCAAAUGGGAAAACUACCGCUCGGGUUACCUAUCCCGAGCUUCCUGUGACGCGUUCGCCAGAGAAGCCGCUAGAGGAUACCCCCAGGAGGACUCCUAUCAGCCUGGCCAGGGUCGUCCGUGCUGGGAUUGCCCUCCAAGGAACCUUUAGACCCCGGGAAAACGAAGUGCCAGGCACCGGCAACGCUAACCGGAAAAGGCGCCUCGAGGGUGUCUUCAGCACCUUCAGCCCUGCUACGCAGCGGGAGUUGCGAGCUGCUCUCGGGAUCGGUCAAGAACUCGCCAUGCGUCAAGCACUUGCAGAGGCGGAGCAAAUGAGAGUACUUGAGGAAGCAGAAACUGGAAAGGUUCCUGUGGAUGAUCACGAGAGGCACGAUGAUUCGAUGGAAGAGGAGCAAUGGGACGAGCAGGAAGAGGAAGAGUCUAUUGUGCAAUCGCCUCCGCCUGAGCCAAUGGAUUCUCCACGGGUAAACUCGAGCCAUUUCACAAGAACUCGGCGAGAGGAGGAAUGGCAGCUGGAGCGCGAGGCUGUCAGUCGGCAGGCGCAGGAUGCGACCAAUUCACAACGGCUCAUAUACAUCGAAAGUGAUGACGAUGUCUCUCAAGAUGACCACAGGGAUGCGUUUGAUGAUCGUGUGCAGUCUGAUGUUGAAUCUGUUGUCGAAGAAUUGCCGCUCGAAGAAGAGCCAUUCGAUGGAGAAGCUUUCGAUGAGGAGCACCUGGAUGAAGAACCUGAAGGUUUCGAACCGGACCUUGUACAUGUGCCUCAACCUGUCGCGGCUCAUACAACACGCAUGGAAGAGGAAUUUGUGGACGACGAUGACGACGAUGAUUCUGUGGACAUCUGGCGACAAGAAACCCCGAACUCAGAGCCGGAACAGGAACCCGAGCCGCUUCCAGCGAAUUAUCAGGAUGUGGAAACGGAGCAAGAGGGCUUCAAUGAUGAAGAUGGGUUUGGUGACAUAUGGCAACAGGAGGCUCGGGAUCACAGCCAUCUCUCACACCACUCUGAAGGGCGCGCGCAGGGCGUUGUUCAGGAACCAUCCAGCCCUUGGAGGGCAGUUGCGAGCCUCUCUACGAAUCACAGUCACUUGAGCUCUUCUCCGGCUUAUGUGACCAUGGAGCACCGUGAUGGGUUGCACCAGGAGCCGACACACAUUCGAAAGCUACGCGAACAAGAUGUCGAUCUGUCCGCUAUACUCACAAAAGAAGAUACCCCUACCCGUGCUCAUUACUACAACGGAUCAAGCACACCUCGCAGCAUUCUGAGCGCCCGAUCUGGCGCUCCACUGUCGUCGGCCAUGAAAUCCGUCUCAUCGACGCGGAAGACAGGCCAGCGGGUUCGCUUGCAGCCUAUCUCACAGUCCAGCCCAGGUAUAGGGUCAGACGCAGAAUUUAGCAAUUCCCCUACCUUUAAACCUAAUGCCUCACAUCCGGAGCCAAUUGAAGAAGAGGCUGAAGAUAUAGAAAGGGUCCCUUAUAUCGCUCACGAGACCGAACCCGUUUAUGCGAACUCGGCGGCCGCCACUCCAGAGCCCCCGCGCCAGUCGGACCAGAAUGUUCCAGCAUCCACCUGGUUCCAGCGAAUCACCAGUCUUACUCCUAGGUGGCUGAAAGCUCCCGCUGAGGAUGACGGUGAUAGCUCCAGUUCGGCUCCAGCCUCCGAGGACGAAGCGGAGGAAGAUGAUCAAGAUGACCAGGAGAGAAUUGCCAGCGUCGAAUCAACGAGAGAGAUUCAUGGACGCCUUGACCAUGCGCCUCUUUCAAAUCGUUCAAGCGAAUCACCUUCAAGAUACGUGGAAGAGUCGGCUAGCCCUCAACAGGUGAACGGACAUGGUUAUGUGCCUUCCGUUGAGCAAGAUGAGGACCAAGUCAGUGUAAAGGAUUCUGAUGGUGUGGGAGAGGACGUUCUGCAGACCCACCGAGAAGGCAGCGCUACGGGAAGGGAUGCCGACCUCAUUGAUGACGAGUCUGUAUACAUGACCAACGGCAAUCACCCCACAUUGGCACGGCCUAGACCUCUCCCGGCAUUCGGCUACUUCUCGGACGAACACUACAAGGCUCUUCGGCGCAUCUACCGAAUGGCAAAGCGCUCCCCAGAACGCUUCCCUUACUAUGAUUCUCCCGGGCGUGCCCAAAUCAUCGGUGAUUGGAUCUGGACCUCGGACGGUCAUCAUGGGGUCCCCAUCACGGAAGCGCAGUUUGCCAUCAUCGAUCGCUUUGUGCAUGACCUCUCGCGCGUCGACGUCGAGUACGGUGGAAAUGGGCAGGUUGACUGGACCGAAGCUGAUCUGCACCGGAGACUGAUCAGCAUCAUCAUUGGCGAGCAGAUCCGAGAGGAGCAGAAGGCCAGGUCGGCCCGAGGAGUGUCUGUCGAUACAUGGCGAUGA